AUGCAGACGUACGUUGGACAGAUCCGCACGCCUGCGGAUGCCACGAUCUUGUUUGAGGCCUGUCGUCAGGGCGUCUUGCCCAAGAUACAACGCCGCUUGAGUGAUCGCGAAAGAGCCGGCAUCAAGCACGGCAGUGUAUUUGUGUGGGAUGAGCGCGAAGCUGGUAUGCGUCGCUGGACAGAUGGUAAAGCUUGGAGCGCCUCGCGAGUUGCCGGGCCUUUCCUCAUGUACCGCGAAAUGGACGGACGUAAGGGUGGUCCUGCCAGCAAACGCAUUGCGACAGGCAAGUCGCCGCCAAGGGAAGAGUCAGACGACUCUGGCGAUGGAGUGGAUGGGUAUGCAUACAAGCCUGACGGACUGGUCAAGCAAUCCUUUUCCAUCACUACGACAGAAGGCCAGCGCCUUCAUCUCGUCUCGUACACGCUUCGCUCAACGAACGCCUCACAAGAUCUUCCCAUCCCUUCCAAGGACCACUCACUAGCACACGUACAGAUUCCCAAGGGUCUGUACCCAGAG
Molecule: messenger RNA, 516 nt
Organism: Protomyces lactucae-debilis
Lineage: Eukaryota; Fungi; Ascomycota; Taphrinomycetes; Taphrinales; Protomycetaceae
Product: Gti1/Pac2 family-domain-containing protein
Exons: 1
Molecular function (GO): DNA binding
Source: RefSeq, a predicted model, not a curated record